AUGGCGUCGAUCGAGAUCAUGACGGCGUCGCCGACACCUGCAGGGGCCAAGAAACUGGUAUGUCGGGUGUGUCAGAAGGGAUUCACCAAGGCUGAGCAUCUCCGAAGACAUGAACGUUGUCAUACCGGAUCCAAACCUUAUGUCUGUAAAUCAUGCCGCCGGCCCUUUGCCCGGCAAGAUGCCCUCACCCGCCAUGAGAAACUGCAUCUGCGGGACAUGAAUGCAAAGCAAGACCUCUCGCCGGCAUCCGUGCCGCCCUCCGCCUCACUGGACUCGAUCGCGUCCUGGGAUGCCAGUAGUGCAUCGACUACUGAUCCGGCCUCGACCGCAGCUACAAGCCGCUCAUGGGACGAGACGCAGCCCGGACAGCAUACGGCCAUGCACAACGUUGCCUCGGACCUCGAUUUCGCGCUUAUCUGGCCGGAUUCAGAGAAUCUGUUCCAGACUCUCAUGUCCUCUGAUACCACAGAGCAGUGGCAGAUGCCUCUCGGGACACUCCCAUUUCCACCAGUCGUGCAGGAUGUGAAUGGCAUGAACUUUGGGUCUCCGAAUUCCUUUGAUGAUCGGAGUUCUUCGGUUGGUGCAAUCCCGUCGGGUGGAGGCCACCAGGCCGUACAAGAUGUGACUGAAAUGAUCACGAGCUCGUCCUCUAGUGUGACGGCCGCUGUCAAAGCUACGUCUAUCACAUCCGUAUUUCUCGAUGAAUGUCUGCACAUGUUCUUCGUCCGUUUCAUUCCAACAUUCCCUAUCUUGCACCGAGCGACCUUUGUUUUUCGAGAGUGCACUCAUGCUCUUUUGUUAAAUGCUAUCGCCAUCGGCUCUUUAUAUCUGGGUCCCAGUGACUCGGUAGUCAAGGGCGAGGCGUUGUGGCGACUGGCCCACACUGCGGUCGCUACCUCCUGGCAGUCAUUGAUCACUCACAACGGCCCGUACGAUGCUUGCAAAGGCGUGCAGUUGAUGAUCACUGCUCUCCUGGGUCAAAUUUACGGUGCUCUUUCCAAAAACCGUGCCAUUCGCACCACCAGCCAAGUCUUCCGGCCGCUGGGUUUCUUCUGGGCACGACACUGUGGCAUGUAUGACAGCGAGCCUUACGCUAUAGACAAUCUUCCCUCUAAUAACGCCCCGAUAGCUGAAAAAGAACACCAGUGGCGGAUCUGGGCGGCACGCGAGAUUCAACAGCGUGCCUUGUUGGCUUACUACGUUCUUGAUGGCCUUGUUGCCCAGAUGUCUGGCGAUGGUGCUUCCGCUCGUCAUGUUUCAAAUCCCUUGAGCUUACCCAGCAGCGAGGCUGCUUUUGAUGCGAGCACGCCCGAUGAAUGGUUGGCACACAUGCACUCCCACAAACAGGACCAGUCAUCCUUCCGGGUCGUCUUUCGUUCCUUGUUUCCACCGGUCGGGAACUUCCGCCCACUAGACUAUCAGUUCUCUGCAUUUGGGCUUCGGGUUGUGCUGGAGGGGUUGCAGUCUCUGAUCUCUGACUGUGACGACAAUGAUCUGGCUGUCGGAGUACCAGGCGAAUCAGAUGUCCGGCGAGCAUUAGCCCAAGUCCACGAAACGAUUUCCAUGAGUAUUCACUUUACCGCGGCGGAGCGGCUGGAGAUUUUGCUGCGCUGGCACACUGUCUGCCUUGAUACCAUGAUCAACUCGACUGUGCUGUCCCGCCAUGUAUGUUCGCGGUACAACAUUCCACAGCAUGUCUCGGGUGGCUGCCGGACAGUCCGACCCGGCUUCGACCUCACCAAGUGGGCCAAUACGGAGGACGCCCGGAGGGCUGUUCUCCACGCCAUCGCCAUCCAAGACAUUAUCGAGCAGCUACCCCGCGGACGAGCGCAUGUAAUCCACAUGCCUAGUUCUCUAUUUGCAGCAGCCACGAUCUACGUCGUCUUCUCGCUUGCCGGUGUGGCGACGGUCAACCUGCCUCGCACAAUUGUCUGGCAAGAUGCGUUGCUGUCUCAUUCGGACCUCAACCUUGGCCAUGAGGACAUUCGACCGCCGUCCGGCUCUGAGACGCGGCGUUUCGUUGAACUAGAUCAGGCAUUGUCGCCCUCUCCUACGGGUGGUGCGGUGCGCAAUCUUCUCUACGAACUCAACUCAAUACAGAAAUUAUUUCGUUGUCUGAACUCGCAAUGGGGAAUUGCACACGAUAUGGGGGACAUUGUAGCAGAGUGGAUUCAAUUAUGUCAUUAA
This is a messenger RNA of Penicillium macrosclerotiorum, 2187 nucleotides long. RefSeq lists its product as uncharacterized. The record is from RefSeq and is a predicted model, not a curated record. Gene Ontology annotation, cellular component: chromatin. Gene Ontology annotation, biological process: regulation of transcription by RNA polymerase II; DNA-templated transcription. The transcript is spliced from 4 exons. Lineage: Eukaryota; Fungi; Ascomycota; Eurotiomycetes; Eurotiales; Aspergillaceae. Bases 1 to 2187 code for a protein of 728 amino acids. Gene Ontology annotation, molecular function: zinc ion binding; DNA-binding transcription factor activity, RNA polymerase II-specific; RNA polymerase II cis-regulatory region sequence-specific DNA binding.